Dracunculus medinensis (Guinea worm) is the source of this 1926-nucleotide messenger RNA. The record is from the annotation of a GenBank genome assembly. Lineage: Eukaryota; Metazoa; Nematoda; Chromadorea; Rhabditida; Dracunculidae.
AUGGCCAAAAAGCGGUGUUCAUUAAAAAAUAAUCGUCCAAAUUCAAGUGGCGAAAAGCCUGUAAAACCGAAAAUUAAAAAACGAGCGAAAUUUGGUAUGAAAGCUAAUUCAACGUUCAAGAAGGGGAAUCAUAGCCUCAAUCCAGAUAGGGUUGCUACCGGGGAGCAUAUGAGAUCAAAAGCAACGAUAAAUCGGCUGAGGAUGUACAAGAAUUUCAAACCCGUUAGGAAUGUGAGAGGCAAAAUUAUAAAAGCUGCACCAUAUCAAGAAACAAUAUCAUCUGGAACAGUCGCUCGGGUUGAACCAAAUAGGAAAUGGUUUGGUAAUACUCGAGUAAUUGGUCAGGAGCAGCUGCAGAAAUUCCAAGAAAAUUUGGGUAAAAUUAUCAGCGAUCCUUUUCAAGUUGUGAUGCGACAAACCAAAUUACCGAUUUCUCUUCUGCAAGAAAAAUCAAAGAAACAACGCGUCCAUCUUCUUGAUACGGAGAGUUUUGCUUAUACAUUCGGAAAAAAGGCACUAAAGAAACGACCUACUAUAAAAAUUGAAGAUCUACAGGUGUUACGGGAUGAUGCUGAAAAAAGAACUGAAAAUUAUGAUGAGUCAUGUGAUAAAAAUCUUGCUGUGGAAGAGGAUCCUGAACGAACGGAGAAUGCAAAUCCUCUUUUUAGGGCUGGUCAGAGUCAUCGCGUAUGGGGCGAAUUAUACAAGGUUGUGGACUCAUCUGAUGUUAUAAUAGAAGUGAUAGAUGCACGAAAUCCGAUGGGAACCAGAUGUCGUCAUGUGGAAGAAUUUUUGAGGAAAGAAAAAGCACAUAAGCAUUUAAUACUUGUGAUAAAUAAAAAAAAAUGGAUCGAAAUUCUUUCUAAAGAACUUCCUACUGUUGCUUUCCAUGCAUCCAUACAACAUUCUUUUGGAAAAAAAGCCAUUAUUGAUUUACUUCGCCAGUUUGCGCGUUUGCAUAAAGAAAGGCAACAAAUUAGUGUCGGUUUCAUUGGGUAUCCCAACGUUGGUAAAUCAUCUAUUAUAAAUACUCUUCGUGCUAAGCGUGUUUGUAAAACAGCACCAAUUGCUGGAGAAACGAAAGUAUGGCAAUACGUCAUGCUGAUGCGGAGAAUAUAUUUAAUCGAUUGUCCAGGUGUCGUUUAUCCUCAGGGUGAUACAGAAACUGAAACGAUUUUAAAAGGAGUAGUUCGGGUAGAAAAUGUAAAAGAUCCUGCGAAUCACAUUCAAGGAGUAUUGGAUCGCGUCAAAGCUGAGCAUUUGCAAAAAACCUAUGAAAUUGAAGAAUGGAAUGGUGUUGAAGAUUUUCUCAUAAAACUUUGCAUUAAGAUGGGUCGACUGUUAAAGGGUGGAGAACCAGAUUUAAAUUCUGUUGCAAAAAUUGUAUUAAAUGAUUUUCAAAGGGGUCGAUUACCCUAUUUUGUUCUUCCUUCUGGAAUGGAAAUGAAAGCAGAUGAAGAAAGCGAUAGUCCUAUGGUCCCUGUUGAUAAUGAAAUUGAUCAAAAAGCAAUUAGUCUUGGAGAUGCAGAAUCAAACUGUGAUAAAGAAGAGGAGUUAGCUGAGAUAAAUUCAAGUGAUGAUGAAGGAUCGUUAACUGAUGUCGGGUCAACUUGUAGCGGUUUAACAGAUAUUUCGGGGAUGUCCGAUUUGGAUGAUAUAAAAGCGCGAGAUCUUCGUGAUUAUGCCAUAGAUUUUGGUGCUCCUCUUGUAGAUCAACAAAAGGUUCAACUAAAAAAAAAGAGAAUUCGGCCACGUGGGAAGCGUGCUGGUAAAAAAUUAACAGAAAAAAGAAAUAGGUUAAAAAAACAAAACAAUAAUAAGCCACCGAUUUUAAAUACUGUCGAAUUUGGCAAGAAGGUAGAGAAGGAAAAGAAUAUGUGGUAUAAAAAGCUCGAAAAGAGGCGAAAAAUAAAACAUCAGUUAUGA